Messenger RNA from Hymenoscyphus albidus, 1349 nucleotides. The record is from the annotation of a GenBank genome assembly. NCBI's taxonomy places the organism in Eukaryota, Fungi, Ascomycota, Leotiomycetes, Helotiales, Helotiaceae.
UACAAAUACCAUGUUAUCCCCAGAUUUUGGGGAACACCUCAUUCCUCAGUAGUACGCUGGUAAGGUACUUCAACUCUAUCUCUCUUACUGCCACUCCCGAAAUUUUCUUGUGUUUAAAAUUUUCCGAAAUCUUAAACUAACCAGUGCCGAUAGGUAUUCUACCACCGACUUUCAUUUAUAUUAAUUCAGUACACUCUUUUCAAUCGCAAACAUGAAAUUAUCUUCAUCUUCCAUCCUUAUCGCCGGAGCUUUCUGUGCAGCAACAUGCUCUGCACAGAAUGACUGGAAGGCACCUCUAACAACCGAUAAGCGUUCUCCUUGUCCAAUGGUCAACUCUCUCGCCAAUCACGGCUUCCUUCCCCGCGACGGCAGAGAAAUCACAUUACAAGCGCUCAAAGAUGGCUUCAAGCAAGGAGCAAAUCUCGCGGAAUCUGCCACAGAAGUUGUUGGUGGAAAAGCUUUGUCAACAAGCACAACAGGAAACCCAGAAACUUUCAACCUUGAUGACCUUAAGAAACACCCAGGGUGUAUGUUCUCCAGCCUCCCUCUCUCUGAUUUAGUAUAUCAAUCUAAUAUAUGAAAUAGUUCUAGAGCACGAUGCUUCUCUUUCCCGACAGGACACCUUCUUUGGCGACAACGCCAUAUUUAACAGCUCAAUUUGGGACCAUACCCUUGGUUUCUUCCCAGAUCCAGUAAUCUCCGUCCGGCAAGCCGCAGCAGCGAUUGCAGAUCGUCAGGUCAAAGCCAGGGCAGAGAACCCCGAGUUUAACAUGACUGCUGGAGACAAGACGGCCAUGAAUAUUGAGACUUCACUGUACUUGCUCACCUUUGUUGAUGAGGCUCAGAGUGUACAAAAGGAAUGGGUUGAAGUUCUUUUCAGUAAGUACUGAUUUAUUAUGCUUAAAAUGGUAUGACCAGAACACUAAUCUAGCUUAAUUAGCUGAGGAGAGACUUCCAAUUGUAGAGGGGUGGGUUAAACCUACUACUGAGGUCACCGUACCUAUGGUUCUGGCAAAGGUGGCAGAAAUUGGUAAUGCCUUGCCAUUACCAAAAUAAGGGAACUUUUGUACUUUUGUAGUGGGAUGGAGUUUGCGAGUUCAUGUCCUGCGUUUGGGGUUUAAACUAUGAAAAUGAAAUGUUUAACGUAAAAUCGGUUUCUUCUUGAACUUGCUUGUCUCGUUCGGAUUUUGAUGAUACGAGUACCGCGGAUUUAUACUGGACGAAAUGUUGGGUAGAUGGCGGGGUGGAGCAAUCUGAUCAACCACAAACCAGGGCCAUGUGACGAAUCAAAGAAGAACUAAAACCCAUUGUAUUACUCUAGUUAUUCGGAUAAAUUGAAAUGAUUAACC